This is a messenger RNA of Carassius auratus (goldfish), 525 nucleotides long. RefSeq names its product scavenger receptor cysteine-rich type 1 protein M130-like. The transcript has 3 exons. Gene Ontology annotation, molecular function: serine-type endopeptidase activity. The annotation marks the transcript as partial. The record is from RefSeq and is a predicted model, not a curated record. Lineage: Eukaryota; Metazoa; Chordata; Actinopteri; Cypriniformes; Cyprinidae. Gene Ontology annotation, biological process: zymogen activation. Gene Ontology annotation, cellular component: plasma membrane.
UCAUCCAGUCCUGAACACAGUCAUGAGUGUGUGACGGGCUUCCAGUGCUCUGGGAGUGAAGCUCAUCUGGGGAACUGCAGCUCUCCACAAACUCUCAACUGCAGCUCCACACAACAGCUGUACAUCACCUGCCUUGGUCGUGGGUCCAUCAGGCUGGUGGGUUCUGGGGGAGACUGUGCAGGGAGGCUGGAGGUUUUUCACAGUGGCUCAUGGGGGACAGUGUGUGAUGACUCCUGGGAUAUUAAAGAUGCCCAUGUGGUGUGCAGACAGCUGCAGUGUGGAGUGGCCCUCAGUAACCAGCAGGUACCAGCCUGGUUUGGUCCUGGUUCUGGACACAUAUGGCUGGAUGAGGUGAAGUGUGAGGGGAAUGAGACGUCCCUGUGGAGCUGCUCUUCUUCAGGCUGGGGAAAACAUGACUGUAAUCACAAGGAGGAUGUAGGAGUCGUGUGCUCAGAUUUUAAAGAGAUCAGGUUAACUGAGGGCUGUGAAGGGAAUGUGGAGGUUUUCUACAAUGGAUCCUGGGGU